AUGAAGAAUGAUGAUGUUAUAUCAUUGGACGAUGAUGAUGAUAAUGAUAAUAUAGAUCUGACAACAACAUCAUCAACGACAUCAUCUUUAAAGACUACAUCGACCUCGUCGACAUCAAACAGAAGUACGAACUACAACAACAACUAUAAUGGCAACAACAGCAACAACAGCAACAGCAGUAGUAGUGUCAAUUACAAUGGCAAUGUCAAUGUCAAUGGUGGCACCAAAGUCAAUCAAUACAAUAGUUUAUCAGAGAUAGAUGACUCGCUGUUUGAUGAAGACAUGGACUUUAGUGGUAUAAAGACAACAUUCGAGAGAGAUGAUACCAUUGGCUCAAAGAAGAGAAAGAAUAGAGCAAAGACUACUGAUGUGUCUGAUCGUUUGUCAGACUCAAGGCCAACAAAGAAGAACACGACCACAACUAUAUCAUCAUCAUCAAGACCCAAACCACCAACCAAACAUAAAGAGGCACCAGAUGGUACAUUGUUAUUAGAGGAUGAUGAUAAUGAUGGUUACCAUGUUGAUGAUGACAACGACAACAACAACAACUACAGCAACAAGGUCAAUCUCGACGACGAUGAUGACCAAAUUGAUGCAGACAAUGAUGAUCCCGACUUCAUCCCAGCGCCGCAACCAAAGAUGACAAAGAGACAGGCUGCGGUCAAGGCCACCGCACCCAAGAGGAAGGACACUCGUGCAGAGGCCAAGCGAUUGAAGGAGGCCAACAGGAAGAAGAGCAAGAAGGAGUCCAUGGGCGAGAUGAAGAUGGUAAUCGACAACAAUCUGUACCAGCGAGCAGAGACUGGCGACCUUAUGUCAAUCGUAGACGGCAAGUCCAAGUGGACUUUUGAUACGAGGAGUGCGGACUUGCCCAUCCAGUACUCGAUCAUCUGGAAACGCGGCCAUGAAGAGCCGUUCAAACAAGAGGACAUCAUCAUUCUCAAGUAUCCAAACGAUGUUUUGUAUGGUUUUGUCGAGUCCAACACGCUCGUGCAGACCAUAUCAAGCAUCGUCGAGGCCAAUCCCAAUAAGCGACUGAUCCUGUUGGUCGAGGGACUGGACAUGCAUCUCAAAUCAGUCUCCCAGCAAAAGGCCAAGACUGUCAAUUCGAUUCUCAAAGGCAAUGGCAACAUUGGAGACAUCAAUCCUCCUGAGGUCAAGAAGUUCUGUUCAAGGCAAGACUUUGACAAGCUCUUUGUUGAGCUACAGUUUAAAUACUCAUUGAUGAUCAGAGUGCUUGGCAGCAGGGAGGAGUGCGCUCUCUAUUUGGUCAAGUUGACAGAGACUAUUAGUCAGAUUCCAUACCGCGAGGACACUUCCAAGUUGUUCCAGGGCUUCUGUUCGGACGCCAUAAAGAAGCGCUCGAAGGACCCCAAUCAAAUAUGGAUCAAUCAGUUAGUGACGAUCAGUGGCGUGUCUCGUGCCAUCGCCAGCACGAUCGUUAUGAAGUACCCGACCAUCCAAUCACUCUACAAAGACUACUUCAAAUCCGACAUGAACGAAAAGAGUCGAAUGAUGAUGCUCAAAGAUCUCAAGCUGGAUUCAAGUCAGAAGCGUCUCGGACCUGUCCUCUCCACCAGGUUGUAUAAUAUCUUCUGCGGUAAUGAUCCAAAUAAAAUUGUUCCAUAA
Acytostelium subglobosum LB1 is the source of this 1629-nucleotide messenger RNA. RefSeq lists its product as hypothetical. Gene Ontology annotation, biological process: resolution of meiotic recombination intermediates; double-strand break repair; mitotic intra-S DNA damage checkpoint signaling. The transcript has 2 exons. Gene Ontology annotation, cellular component: nucleus; Holliday junction resolvase complex. The record is from RefSeq and is a predicted model, not a curated record. NCBI's taxonomy places the organism in Eukaryota, Evosea, Eumycetozoa, Acytosteliales, Acytosteliaceae. The coding region runs from base 1 to 1629 and encodes 542 amino acids.